UUCACAUUAUGUCUCAGUUUAGAUCCUUUAUAUCCAGUUCAACACUCAAGACAACUGUUCGGCCAGCAGUUGUCAUCAGAGUCUGUGUGUAUGAGAGAUGCAUAGAGCGCUUGUCUGUUUACUUGCAUUCUCUGGCAGCGCUCGCCGGCUCUGAAAUGCCAUGAGGGAGGCUGUGCAUGUAUGUGUGCGUUUAAAUCCAGACCCUCCGGCUAAUAAAGGGGGCAGUUCAUGUCACACUGUACCAUGUGUGGGUGGUGGGUGGCCCAAGCCCGACCUUCCUCUUCUUGUCUCUCUUGGUCUUUGCAGCCUUGUGUGUAACAAAACUCUGUCUUUCCGCUGUGUUGAUUUUCCUAUCAGACGCCUAUCAUGCCUUUUCUCCUGGGGUUUAGAAAGGGACGAUUGAUUUGUGUAGGAGUCAACAACCAGAGCUACUACUGUGAUUCAGGCUACUGUUGUGAUGAAUCUCAGUGUUGCAGCUAUUACUACGAGGUGUGGUGGUUUUGGUUGGUCCUGACACUUAUCGUCAUUCUGGGCUGCUGCUGUGUUUGUCAUCACCGUAGAGCCAAACACAGACUGCAACAACAGCAGCGGCAGCACGAGAUCAACCUCAUCGCCUACAGAGAAGCCCAUAACUACUCCUCUCUGCCCUUCUACUUCAGGUUUCUACCUGGCUACCUCUUACCAGCCUAUGAGGAAGUAGAGAACAGACCUCCAACACCCCCUCCUCCAUACAGUGCCUCUCAGCCGGGCCACUCCACCAGCUCUGACCCCUUGUGCUCCGAACAACCGGACGAGCUCUGCCCUCCACUGCAGUCCAGCCCCGUCACCCCGUCUGCAUCCGAAAACCACUCUCCAGAGCCCUGCACAGAGCAGCCACAGACUCCCACCACACACCACCCUGCCAAACCACAGUACCUCAGCCUAGAGGAGGACGGGCGACUCCAGCAGGUGGCAUGCGCGACCUCACACAGCCUGCUCAAACAGGACAGCUCGGGCGAAGACCUGAGCCAACCUGGAGACUGUUCUCCUGACAGCAAAGAUAAGACUCCCGGUCGGCACCGGCGCUUCACUGGUGAUUCCGGCAUCGAGGUGUGUGUGUGCAACCAGGGGCCUGGGGAUGGGGAGGAAGAAGAGGAGAUGAAAGAGCUUGUAGGGCAUAUGGAUGCAAGGGGGCUGGAGGAGCAGGACUUCUGUGAUAGUUGCAACCCUCGCAGCAGCAGCCCUCCUCGGGGCCCAGGGGACGUGGAGCAGGGUUUGGCUGAUUCAGAUGUGCCUCUGGAGCCUCAACGACCCCCGGUCUGCCUCCAACUGCACACCAUCAGCGAACAGGAUGGCCCGAAUCACACCAGCAACACAGACCCCCCGAGUUGAGCACAACUGCUUCCAGCAGAGACUUCCCAUAGACUGCUGUCUCCCUUUACUUUCUCCAGAUACAUCAGUUUGUACUGUCAGCAAUGUCACUUUGGGUGUACUUUUCAUGUGUGUGUUUGUGUGAGUGAGUGAAAGAGAUUUAAAAGGGUGUUAACGCGUGAGUGCUAACGGUUUUAUGGAUUAAUAGGGUAAUCUAGUAAAGACUUUAAUAGGUCUGUUGCCUCGCAGAGAGGUCGCGAUCAAAGCCACAGGGGAAAUUCUCCUCCGUUUAUAGCCUUAUCCAGCUCCAGGUGACAUGCCUGUAGAUUUGGAAGAUUUAUGUUGGUUUUUGGGAAGCGGAUUGACUCCUGCUUCGGAUGAAGAUGGCACUCAAGGUCGGUGGACAUUUUACUGGCUUUUCACUCCUUUACUUUCAAUACUUAAAGGGAAGUUCUCAGAGAAAUGAAAGUUCUGGCGAUUCCUCACCCUCACGUUAUUUUGAAUGCAUGAAGGCCUAUUUAUUCCUACAUAUUCAAAUUAUGCUUAACUGUGGAUGGACGGGUCAGCACAUGCGUUUAUCUGUCUUAACAUCAACCUUACGUGUGCACUGCUGUCUACGCUUGAACAGUCUGCUCCAAUGUCUACUGAUCCUUAAAAGGACAUCGUGUGGAGUGUCUACCAAAGUAUACUUGGGUCUUAAGACUUUAUUUUUUAAAUCUUAAAUUAUUUAGUUUAGUUUAAAAAAAAAAAGAAAUCAGUUGAAAGUUCAUUUCACCUAAACAAUCUUCAAAAAAUAACAAGUUAGUAAAGAGAAUAGCUGUGUCUCAUUUCAGAGGCUGCAUCCUCUGAAGGAUACAGACUUUAAAGAUGAAUCUGUUGAAGUCCACACAGGCUGAACCGAGCUUUUUGAAAUGAUACGAUCUUGCACACAGAGGACACAUCUCACCACCUAGCAACCGUAACAGCUGCCGUUUAUAAGCAGUAAUAACAUUAAGUGAUUUUAAGAGAUCUGAAGGCAAAGUGAAGUUUAUAGAAGCUGGUAAUGCAUUUCCUUUCCAUACAUGUACACACACAAGUGUAAGCUGUCUAUAAAGUCUCUCUUUAGUAAGACAUGUCAUAGUCUUAUUGUUUUUUAACAUGCGUUUAGAUAUCCAAGUAAAAUAAUCCUAAUUCAUUCAUUUAAUCCAGAUUUUUCUUUUUUAAAACAUCCUGCCGUUGUCAGCACGCAACCAAUCUUGAGACGUUAGAGGCCGCAAAGGAUCCUUCGGUUGUGUCCUACAUUACCUGGGAAACGAAGGACGCACUUUGAGGCUGCAUUUGAAGGAGCUUUUGAAUCUUUUAAAAAUGACACUGUCUUCGUUGCACCUCUGACACAGAGCCCUUCAAAUGCAUCCUUUGGAGGAUACAGCCUCUGAAAUGAGACACGGCUAAUGAAUAAAAAUGUUAACUGACUCCACAAUGUAAAAAAUGCUGGGUUCCAUACACAUCCUUCAUGUUGUCCCAACACAAAUCGAUUAAGUUAAUUGUUUUUAUAAAUUUAAGUGGGUUGAACAUAAAACAAUUAAGUUGUCUAAAAAAAAACGUUGUUUAAACAAACUGAAAAAAUAAUUUUUUUGACUGCAUACACAUAUAGAUGGUGGACAUCAGACAGGGUAAAGAAGCUGAAACAUGAUUGUCAACUACUAAGAACCAAUGAGAGCAGGUUGCUCAAUGUUUAUAUCUGAAUUAAAGCCUACAUUUGAAAGACUUGGUUUAAACUGCUUAAUAUGAAUUUCAUUAAUAUAUUUAUUAUUUUUAUUUGAUAGAAUAUCAAAAAGAUAGAAAACUCAAUAGGAGUUUGAGUUAAAAUGCAAAAAAAAAAAAAAAAAAAAGACAAAGUCAUGCCUUUAGAACAAGGUGAGGGUGAGAAACAGAAAUUUAAUUUUUAGGUGAGCUGUUCCAUCAUGAUUAUAUUGUGCACAAAAAAGGGAAAGGCAGCCAAGAGCAGUCUGCUUACACUUCAGAGCUUUAAUAUUCUUUCUUGUCUUUAUUGUUGUUUUUGUUUUCCUGAUAAUCUUGAUCUGGAAUAUUGCUUAAUGCUGUUCAGAAAAAAAAAUGAAGGAAAAUAAUUACCUAAAUACUUCUUUAUGUUUCAGUAUCAACAAGCGUGAACGUGCUUCCUGCCCAGCAGGGUUAGGUUGCCAUUUUGUUUCAUCUUUUACAACGCGGUCUCAAGCUUUAUCCUAUAUUUUGCAUGAUUAUUUGCAUAAACUGAAUAACAUCCUCAUAUAUUAUACAAAGACUAUUCAAAUGAAGGCUGAAAACAAAUGACUUUGUAUAUAGAUCAAACCCAGCUCGUAUACUACAUCUUACAAUAGGUGCCUUUGUUGAUUUAGCUAGUUGUCAUAUGCCUUAAAGUGAAUUGUGUGCGCGUGUGUGUAUGUGUGUAUUUACUAAUAAAGGGCCAGUAUGAGUGAAUAUUUUAGUCAAAAAUAAAUAGGAUCACUUGAUAAGCCUUCCAUUGAAACAUAUCAUGAUUGUUUUUUGCCUUAAUUUAAUUUUGGUAUUCUCCCAUAUUGCUUAUAAAGGGUUUUUAUUUUGUAUCUUAACACUGUAAGGGAACUCUAGCACCACUAACAGUAACUUAUGUAUAGGCCUUAUUACAUAGAAUAAGCGUUUAAUGUGUACAAAUGUAUUGUAGCAGUUCAGGUAAGGUUAUUGUCAUGUUAGUGUAGCACUUACAUAGAGUUUAUGAUGAGAUUUUGUUUUGGGUUUUUUUUCUGUGGCGGUGAGACUGUCCAAAGCUGCUCCACUGCAUUCCCUACACUGUUUGUGUGUGUGUGUGUGUGUGUGUGUGAGAGAGAGAUGGUAGGUUCCUUUAAGUGGAUCAUUCUUCAGGCCACUGUGUUUGCUUGACCUUUGGUUUGGAUUAGCAGAUAGGUGUCCUUUAAUAGGGUCUUAGCUUGGGCACAGAUGGCUUUUGGGCCGUGUUGAUCUCCAGAUCAGCUUGUUCCUGUGUAAAUAGAGCCUAAUUUGCGUUAAGACGUGAUGUGGCUGGAAAAACAGGUUUUUGGGAGGCAGAUUCCAACACUGAUGUGGUGCCUUCGUCAAACCUUUAUGUAGCAGUAUUGUUUGGCUAUUAAAACGCAGCAUGGCGAGCAACAUUUAUUGAUGUAUUUAAGAGAAAUGGAGUGAAAGCUGUGGAGAUCCGGUCAUCUGUGCUCAUGGUGCUCUUUCUGUAAAUGUUGUCUCCAUUGUUUUCUCUCAUCGAGACCAAAGGCAUUGAUUUAAAGUGGAAAUCUGGGUCAUUGUGUUAGUUUGCUCACUGUGAAUGAGAUGUUCAUUCGUUUUGCCUGAAAAAAGUUGUCAUUGCACUGUUUUGACACUGAGCAGUGAGUGUGUGUUGGAAGGUGACGAAGGCUUUGCAAGCCAAUUGCUUUUGUUUUCCUCAAGCUUUGAUUCAAGCCUGGUACUACGUUUUAGUUUUGUAUCCGUAGUCACUUUCUUUUUAUAUAUAAAACUGUAUUUUCUGCAUUUUAUAAGAAGACUCAACCAAAUUAAUGAUUGUCAGAGAAUGUUCCAUAUGAAUAAUAAUAAAAAAAGAUUUUGAAGCCA
Messenger RNA from Danio rerio (zebrafish), 4944 nucleotides. The record is from RefSeq and is a predicted model, not a curated record. NCBI's taxonomy places the organism in Eukaryota, Metazoa, Chordata, Actinopteri, Cypriniformes, Danionidae.